This is a messenger RNA of Caenorhabditis elegans, 362 nucleotides long. RefSeq names its product DNA ligase ATP-dependent N-terminal domain-containing protein (gene Y73B6BL.14). The coding region runs from base 61 to 342 and encodes 93 amino acids. NCBI's taxonomy places the organism in Eukaryota, Metazoa, Nematoda, Chromadorea, Rhabditida, Rhabditidae. Gene Ontology annotation, biological process: DNA repair; DNA recombination. Gene Ontology annotation, molecular function: DNA binding; DNA ligase (ATP) activity. The record is from RefSeq and is marked reviewed. The transcript has 4 exons.
AUAUCCGUUCAGAUGGCGACUUCAAGACAGAAGAGAGCAAGCGGAUAGGGAUUCGACAAAAUGCGCAAAUUGCAUUUAAAAGGGAAGUCGAAAUUCAACAAAUUUCAUGAGAUCUUCGACAUCUGCUCACUCUUGGAAAGUUGCCCAGAUAAUAGGGGGAAAACUGAUGUCAUCUCAACACUCCUUGGAUCUGAUAAUUUCGAUGGAGACUUGUUGCUGUGGCUGAGAUUCCUCAUUCGUGAGUCUGACCCAAGAAAGUACAACCUGGCCGACAAGAAGCUCAUCAACUUAUUAUCAAAGAUCCUCAAAAUAAAUGAAUCAAAAGGGCGAAAUCACGAGUAAAAAAUGAACAACCUCGCAGA